UUCCCUACUUUUAACACCUACAAUUUUAAUGUUAAAUAAUGCGACUUAAUUCACUUAACUGCCUCCACAAAUCGGAAAUACAAGCAGCAGUGGUGGUGGUGGCCCGCCAGAAAGCGGAUGAUGCGAUACUUAUAUGCCGCCGGUGACACCAACCUCACCCUCACCCUCACCUUCAUCGAUUCUUUUUCUCUCCGAUAUAUGAAUUUCAGCAAUUUCUAUCCAAUGUUUUCAGAUUUUCAAACCAGCAGCUGUUAAUUGAUUCCCGAUCAAAUAUACUAAGCUUUCAUCACUUUCAACUGAGAAAUGCUGUGCAGAGGAAACUCGAUAAAGUGCCGGAAAGAAGGAUCGGUGCCGGUAUACCUCAAUGUAUAUGAUCUCACCUCCAUGAAUGGCUACGCUUAUUGGCUAGGUCUCGGUGUCUAUCAUUCCGGCGUCCAAGUUCAUGGAGUUGAGUAUGCGUUCGGAUGUCAUGAACAAGCGACGACAGGGAUCUUCGAGGGAGAACCGAAACAAUGCGAAGGAUUUACUUUCAGGAAGCAGAUUCUGAUCGGAUGGACGGAGAAGAAUCUGAGAGAAGUGAGAAGAAUCAUGGAAGAUCUUGCUGAAGAUUACAAAGGCAUUUCAUAUAAUCUCAUUACCAAAAACUGCAACCACUUCUGCAAUGACGUUUGUGUUAGACUCACCGGAAACUCGAUCCCUAGUUGGAUCAAUCGACUUGCCAGAAUCGGUUUUCUGUGCAAUUGUAUAAUUCCGGCGAGUAUAAGUUCGAUCAAAGUCGGAAUUGAAGAUAACAAAGUGCACAACGAAGGAGAAAUGAAAAAGCUGAGAAGCCGUUCCAGCAGGUUCACCUCGUCUUCGAGUUGUUCACCGGCGUCGGAAAAUUCGCCGUUGACAUCUCCCACGGUUGCUCCGACGACAGGUCAUAGAACCACAUCUUCCCUCCCUCCACCUUCUCCUUUGAUUCUAGAUUCUCCCAAAUCCUAACAGAUUUUUGAUUUUUCAUUCCAUCUUUCAAUCAAACUGUUCUUGGUUUAAAUUUUUUGUUCAUUCAUGUUUUUAAUUGAUUUAUUUUUCUCCUCCA
Messenger RNA from Lactuca sativa (garden lettuce), 1081 nucleotides. Its product is annotated as deSI-like protein At4g17486. The record is from RefSeq and is a predicted model, not a curated record. Gene Ontology annotation, biological process: protein deubiquitination. Lineage: Eukaryota; Viridiplantae; Streptophyta; Magnoliopsida; Asterales; Asteraceae. Gene Ontology annotation, molecular function: deubiquitinase activity.